GAUUUUCAAAUCAAGACGCGUGUGCUGAGAGCGUGUGUGAUGUAAUAAAAGAAUCGCGAUAACUGUAAGAAAUAAUUCUAAUUGUUUAUUUGAAAGCGUACCUACAGCGCGUGCUGCUCUCGAGGAACGGGAUGGCUUGGGGGUCUUGUGCAUCUAGUCUGAAGAAGUUCAGACACAACCUUUUUUUUGAAAGACCCAGAAUCAGAUAAAAGAUGAGAUUAGGUUCUCACUGAUGCCUUACUUUUGAAAGUGUGUGUGUGGCAGUAGUAGUCCAUUCACGAGAGUGGGUGGAGAAAGGUUUUUUACUUCGGCUGCGAUCGACAUCCAGCCCACUUGCGUCUUGUAUUUGUUCCUUCUACUACCAACCAUACACGAGCCUGGCACGUGGACCGAAGGUACUGGCGUCAUGAUUUUGCACCCCUUCUCGCCUUACCUGUUCCGCUAUAAUCGCGUGAGGGCGGCGCAGCUUUCUUAAGGCUACUUAAUGAUCUAUAUCAUGUUCUUAUAAGCGACCAAGCGAACCUCAAACCGCUCGACUAGGUGAACUUUCCGCAAUGGUGCAACUACGUUUUAUCGUCACCUUGAUCUUGCAGCGUGGUUUGCACAAGUAGUAAACAGAAAUAUAAUCGACACCGCCGACCACACUGCCCCUUCACCCCUCCUGUCCCCGACGAGUACUGACAUGACAAAAUGUUAACUCGUGGCCCUCCUGCACCUGCUCCUUGAUCCGUAUAUGCGCGCCAAUUUCCAAAGAUCAGGUUUAUCAAGAGUAGUGCGGAGUAGUUUUCCAUUAACAGGAACUCGGCUCCUUUUUUCAUCUAAAAUCCACCUCCAUAAUAUUUUUCAUCUAAAAUCCACCUCCAUAAUAUUUUUCAUCUAAAAUCCACCUCCAUAAUGUGUUCCCGCCGUCCUCUAAUACAUAGCAGGGUUUCUCGUCUUCCCGGUCUCUGGUGCGGCAGGAGCGGUGAACUAUGUCCUUGCCACUGUCGGGAGCGAGGGUAUCGCGGGAACGGAAGUACUCGCGCAUAACUCUACGAGUGUUGACGACGGGGAGCUGAGUAAUGGUACUUGCAUGAGGCUGCUGAGAUACGUCUAAUAGAUAUCGUUUGAUAUUUUUUUUCUGGCUCGAUGUGCAGACUUCACAACCUAACCUAACCUCUCAUGCGUCUGACGUGUUUAUUGUUCGACGAAGGUAAAGAUUGCUGUGCCCCCGCUGCAUAUGAAGAUGUUGAUAUUGUUCUACAUCUACUGGUUGAAUGAAUGUCACUCAUUAAACAGGUAUUUUUUACACUUACCACUCGUCACUCUAUUUCUAAUUUGCGGUGGAUCUUCUCUGAUGAAUCAAAAAAUAGGCGCGCAAAAGAGGUAGCAGAAGACGGGUAUCAAUUAUUUUGGCGAAAUGACCGAUACUCAAGAAGAUGA
Molecule: messenger RNA, 1422 nt
Organism: Amoebophrya sp. A25
Lineage: Eukaryota; Dinophyceae; Syndiniales; Amoebophryaceae
Source: the annotation of a GenBank genome assembly